Fusarium fujikuroi IMI 58289 is the source of this 1800-nucleotide messenger RNA. RefSeq names its product probable manganese transport protein. Gene Ontology annotation, molecular function: manganese ion transmembrane transporter activity; cadmium ion transmembrane transporter activity. Gene Ontology annotation, cellular component: membrane. The coding region runs from base 1 to 1800 and encodes 599 amino acids. The transcript has 3 exons. Gene Ontology annotation, biological process: intracellular manganese ion homeostasis; iron ion transport. The record is from RefSeq and is a predicted model, not a curated record. Lineage: Eukaryota; Fungi; Ascomycota; Sordariomycetes; Hypocreales; Nectriaceae.
AUGAACAAGACUUCUCACACUGAUGAACCCUUUGAGGGCGAUGACGGCUACAACCAGAGCCCGAAUCCAAACUCUAGCGACUUGACCACCAACGCUGACUUCAACGGGCUGGUCAACAGUCGCACUUCUCUCCAAGGCGACUCACGUGCUCUCCCAGACGCAGCGUCAAACAUGUCUGGCCAGAUAGUCAACGACACUGCCACUGAAACGCCCGGCCAUGGAAAGGCGAAGCUGCGGCUGGCUCAUCGGUCAAUCGACCAUGGCCAGCCCUCAGGCGGUCUGCGCUCAGCACCCGCCAACCCCCCGCCAGCACCAGCUGGUCCCGCCGACAACGGCACGCCAUUUCAGCGUCUCAAAGACACCCUCGCCAAAAUUGGAUACUUCAUUGGGCCUGGAUUCAUGAUAUCGGUUGCGUAUAUCGACCCGGGCAAUUACUCGACCGACAUCGCUGCAGGAGCUUCCUAUCGCUUUCGCCUCCUGUUCAUUGUCCUGCUUUCGAAUGUAUUUGCCAUCUUUCUGCAGAGUUUGGCGAUUAAGCUGGGGACUGUGAGUGGGCUUAAUCUUGCACAGGCUUGCCGCGCGUUUCUGCCGCGGUGGUUAAAUUAUAUCUUAUAUGUCUUUGCUGAGGCAGCUAUCAUUGCUACUGACAUCGCAGAGGUCAUUGGAUUUGCGAUUGCCCUGAACCUUCUGGUCCCCAAGAUUCCGCUGGUGGCAGGAUGUGCCAUUUCCAUUCUUGACGUUAUGGUCCUCCUCAUCUUCUACCGCCCUGAAGGAUCUAUGAAGGGUUUACGGUACUUCGAAAUGUUCAUCAUGUGUCUCGUCCUUGGCGUCGUUAUUUGUUUCUGUAUUCAGCUAUCUUUGAUCAAAGAUACGACCCCUGGGGAGGUCUUCCAAGGUUAUCUGCCAUCAAAGUAUCUCAUAGAGUCUGAAGCCAUUUACCAGGCCUGUGGUAUUCUCGGUGCGACGGUCAUGCCUCACAGUCUGUAUCUUGGAUCCGGCAUUGUUCAGCCUCGCCUGCGUGAUUACGAUGAAAGGAGUGCUCUGUUGCCUCGUCAAGUCACCUCAGAACCCUCCGUCAUCGACAAUAGCAUCGACAAAGGCUACUAUGUGCCCUCUGAGAAGGCAAUCAAGCACUCACUCAACCUUUCGAUUCUCGACCUGUCUAUUUCUCUCUUCACAUUCGCGCUCUUUGUCAACUCGGCUAUCCUCAUUGUUGCAGGUGCUUCGCUGUAUAAUAACCCAAAUGCUCGCGAUGCAGAUAUCUUCGGUAUUCAUAAAUUGCUUUCCGAGUCUAUCUCACCUGCUGCCGGCACCAUAUUUGCCCUGGCACUGUUACUCUCAGGAGUUUCUGCUGGAAUUGUUUGCACCAUUGCUGGUCAGAUGGUCAGCGAAGGCGCCUUAAACUGGAACGUUAAACCAUGGCUACGCCGUCUUAUAACUCGGAGUAUUAGUAUUACCCCAAGCAUUAUCAUUGCAGGAGCCGUCGGGCGUGAGGGACUUAACGCAGCACUCAACGGAUCGCAGGUGGCUCUCAGCAUUAUCCUACCGUUCGUAACCGCCCCUCUGAUUUACUUCACGUGCCGUGAUAAAUACAUGACGAUCCAAACAGGCAGUGCGCGCUGGCGUACAGGUGACAUGGAUGAUGAGACAGACGCAGAUGGGAUUCUUGAAGACGGAGACAGAGUCCGAGGUCAAGGCGUCAAGAUGACCAACUCGUGGUUUACUAUGAUUCUGGCCAUUCUGAUCUGGCUUUUUAUGGCUAUCAUGAACGUGGCCAACCUGGUAUUCCUUGGCAACUAA